Bombus impatiens (common eastern bumble bee) is the source of this 5670-nucleotide messenger RNA. It is a transcript of the gene Hex-A, whose product is annotated as hexokinase type 2. The coding region runs from base 41 to 1615 and encodes 524 amino acids. Gene Ontology annotation, molecular function: mannokinase activity; ATP binding; glucokinase activity. Gene Ontology annotation, cellular component: mitochondrion; cytosol. The transcript is spliced from 7 exons. Gene Ontology annotation, biological process: glucose 6-phosphate metabolic process; intracellular glucose homeostasis; glycolytic process. The record is from RefSeq and is a predicted model, not a curated record. Lineage: Eukaryota; Metazoa; Arthropoda; Insecta; Hymenoptera; Apidae.
GACGUUGAUACGUUAUCUGACGCGUUUCCCGAUUCUAUCCAUGUGCCGCGAGACAAGGAUCGGCCAACGAUUAGUCAAACGUAGAUUGCGUCAGGAGGAACAGGUGUCCAACGAGUUUCAUCUUGAUCGAGAGGUAAAACCGGAUCAGUGGGUCAAGGCUGUUGACAUGAAGACGAAAAACAGGUCGCUGUUCAGCAGGAUGUGCAAGUGCUACGGCAGGAAGUCGGAGUCGCGCGCGCGAGUACACCAGACGGAGGACGAGUCGACCGUGGUACCGAAACUGUCCGACGAGAUAAGAGAUAUCUGCAAGGAGCUGAUCCUUUCCAACGAACAGCUCCAUAUGGUUAUGCAAAAAUUGGACGAUGAGAUGAACAAAGGUCUAUCGAAGGAAACGCACGAUCAGGCGGUUGUGAAAUGUUUCGCGACCUACGUCCAAGACCUUCCCGAUGGCAGUGAGAAGGGCCACUUUCUGGCCUUGGAUCUGGGAGGGACGAAUUUCAGGGUGCUCUUGAUCACCUUGGAUCACCAGAAUUUCGACAUGAAGAGCAAAAUCUACGCCAUACCACAGAGUCUCAUGUUAGGGACUGGUACACAGCUCUUCGAUCAUAUAGCUCAGUGUUUGGCGUUGUUCGUCAAGGACCUGAACCUUCACAACGAGCGUCUACCUCUUGGUUUUACGUUCAGCUUCCCAUUGUCUCAACACGGGCUGACCAAAGGCUACCUAGUCAGGUGGACGAAGGGUUUUAAUUGCAGCGGUGUAGUCGGCGAAGACGUGGUUGCUUUGCUCGAAAAGGCAAUCGCAAAAAGAAAAGACGUGAAAAUCGAGGUAUGCGCCAUUCUGAACGACACCACUGGUACUCUGAUGUCGUGUGCUUGGAAAAACAGGAAUUGCCGUAUCGGAUUGAUCGUCGGAACUGGUACCAACGCCUGUUACGUGGAGAAGACGACGAACGUACAAUGUGCGAUUCCAGGAAACUUCUCGCAAGAGAAGCCGUAUAUGCUGAUCAAUAUCGAAUGGGGUGCGUUCGGCGAGGGUGGUGUGCUCGAUUUUAUUCUAACGGAGUUCGAUCGAGCGAUCGACGAAAAUUCGAUCAAUCCGUCGAAACAGUUGUUUGAGAAGAUGAUCUCCGGCAUGUACAUGGGAGAAUUGACGAGGUUGGUUCUCGAAAAAGUGGUGAACGCCGGGCUACUGUUUGGUGGAAAGUGCCCCAGCGAUCUUAAGAAACGGGGCAAAUUCUUCACGAAAUACGUUUCAGAAAUCGAAAACGAUGCUAAAGGGAAAUACACGAACUGCCGCGAAGUACUAGCAGAAUUAGGAUUACGAAACGUAAGUGACCAGGACUGUGAAAACGUUAGGUACGUUUGCUCUGUUGUGUCGAGGAGAGCAGCUCACCUGGCCAGCGCUGGAAUCGCCACGUUAUUGAACAAAAUGGGCGAAGACAGCGUAACAGUCGGAAUCGAUGGCUCGGUUUACAGAUUCCAUCCGUACUUCCACGAGCUUAUGACCGAGAAGAUAAGCCAGUUACAGAAUUAUAAGUUCGAUUUAAUGCUCUCGGAGGAUGGCAGCGGUCGUGGUGCGGCGCUGGUCGCCGCAGUGGCUGCCGGACACCGGUGAAGACAACGGCUGUGCCGCGACUCCUCAAACUUAGAUUAAAUUAAGUUAUAUGCAGUAACGAUUCAAAUUUGACACACCAUUAACAUAUACGUACACAGAAAAUGUAUGAAGUCACGCGUAUGUGCCGAGGAAAAAGUCGAAGAGAGCUAGCUAUUAAAUAAACUAAAAAUGAAAGAAAGGAAGCGAGAGAGGGAGAGAUAGGUAAAUAAAAGAACGAGUGAGAUUCUGUCCGUUAGGAAGAAUAGAGAGCAAGAUCGAGAAUGAAUGAGUGUGAAAACGAAUGAGAGCUGAAUGUGCACUUGUACAUAGAGCAUAAAACGUAGCCUAAUCUCUGCGAAAAUAUCGAAACAACGGUACUUGAAGGAGUACUUACAGAUCGACGAGCAUAUUUACGCUCGUCACUACUAGACCGGAGAAGGAAACAGAACAAAUUUAUAACGAAGUGUUUUCACGCGAGACGUGGUUGCACACGAGCAAACUAAUAAACGAAACUACGAAUAAUGUGCAACAGAAAUCCUAUUACUGCCAUAAGUGCAGACAAAUACGUAUACGUAGACGCGGCUGGAUGGAAGGAAUUUGAAAGAAUUUCAAUCGUUCCUUCGAAGCAAAGGCUACGUGAAUUUAUCGGCAUUACGCGUGUGCUCCUAGCUCGCGAUACAUCAUAUAUCACGAAAUGUCGACGAAAACGGUCGAUCUCGAUGUUCCUCCUUGACAGAACAUGCACAAAGAUGCGACUGGUUCGCGAUCCUGUGGGUCAGUCUCUUCUGUUUCGCUACUGCUCCGAAAUCUUUGCGGAAGAGGAUGAAAAAAGGAACGGGCGGAUCCUUGGUUUACAUAGAGCGAUUUAUAAAUUAUUUGUAUCGUCGUUUUAUCCUACAGUAAUCUUAUUGUAACAUUUAGACGCGCGUGAUUGAGACGAUGGUCGCGCAAGUGGAGAAAGAAUGAGCGGAACGAGGGUAAAAGAAGUUAUGCGUGCGUGAAAGAAGUUCGGUAUGCAAAACGAGAUUAUAUGUAUAUUAAUAUCGAGACGAAAAAGAAAAAAAGAAAAAAACAAAGAAAUGAAAAGACGAAGAGAUAGCGCGAGCAAAUAUUAGAGAAAGUGUGUUUUGCAACAGUUCAUUAGAAAAAAAAAUGUGUAGUAUCGUUUUAAGGGAUUUAGGCGGUUUGAAGUAUUUUUAGAUUUAUAGGCCACGGUCGCGCUCAACGCGUACGUCUUCUUUGGACGUCACUCUUAUUGUUACGACGACGAUGAUGACGAUCGCCGCGUAUAUACGGACGAUCUUUUAACAUUGUCUCCGGAACGAUUCUUCGAAGACGUUCCCAUUGAUAUCGCGACUUAAAUUAUACAACGUACAUUAAAGAGGAUGACAAAAAAGGAAAGACAAAAAAAUUAAAAAAGAAAAAAGAAAGAGAGAAAGGCAAAUGUGUGAGUGAACGCGUAUAUGAACGAGCGAUUGAUUCUAAGUCGUGACUCUCGAUACUAUGUUUUCCCGCCACUCUCUCGUGUCGAGAGGCGAAUAUUUCUUUGGAGUUCAAAGAUCGAUGGAGCAGAAUAAUAAACGACCUGUUUUGAGAGCAAAUUGACAGUUAUCUCUAUUAUCGUUUUAUUGUCGCGAAAUUGUAAUAAAAAUAAGAUACUUAGACUCAUACUAUUCCAGUACUUUUUCAUUUCAGUCGAAAAACAUCAUUGUUAAAGUUGUUCGAUACUCAAAUUCCUUUCUCAGUACUUUUGUCCGCAUAUUGGAUCAUUUUCGUAAGUCAUAAGCAAUGCAGGUUUUCCUCAGUACGGUAAGAAUCCGUGUAAUGUACGUUUGGAAACUCGUAACUUUUAUUAUCCGAACUGCGAUCAAAGGAUUCAAGAGAAAAAUGAUACAAUUGACGAAGUCUUUAAAUUGAAGAAACGUUCGAUCGCGUCACAAUUUCAUAAAGUCUCGCAAAUUCGCAACAAAAUUCUAUAAAUUGUAAAAUUAUAAGAUAUAAUAUAUUUAAAAAGAAAAAUGCAUCGAGGAGACAGGAACACUGGAUAGUGUUCGCUAUAAAUUGCACCCAUGUUAAAGAAGAAACAGUUGCAUCAAAUUAUGUAUCAGCUUACAAUGAGACAAAACGUACAAACUCGCUCGACUUCAGUUUUCUGAAAGGGAAUAAUUAGCGAACAAAUUUGUAUUACCAGAACCAUUUCAUUAUAAUUAUCGCAGCUGUUUUUAUUCCUGGGAUAAACAAAAUUUUACCAUAUGUAUGUGUAUCUAGGUAUUACUCUCAAUUUUUUGCAACUAGUAAUUAGUCGAACUAAUAUGCUUUUUAUUCGGCUACUAGUACAACUUUACAAAAUUGGCGGUCGUAACGAAUUCUAUUAUAUCAAACUCAGGUCUCAGAAGAACCUUAUGACCUGAUAUUGUCCUCCUUAUGCCAUUAUAUUCUCCUUAUAUCAUUAAUAUCGAUAUCACGAUUCGAUAGAUCAUACAAAUUUAUAAUUAAAUAUAAAGUAAUCAGAUAUUUUUGAAGUCAAUCGUAUCGAACUGAUCGUCUCGAUUUAUAUAAUUAAAAAAAAAAAAACAUUCAGCCCGGUUUGAGGAACUUUAUCAAAAAUAGUAGAAAAUUCGUACAUUCGUGAUUUGAACAUAAGAAGCACGAUACGGAUCGAACAGAUCCUAGCGACCUGAAGAAAGAAGAAUCAUCGCUCCUCUAUCUUUACUCCAAAGUUUUCCUCCUAUUGUUUCGUACGCGACUCGAAAACGCGAUGAGGAUCGCCGCGUACUUUCCGGAUCUGGGCUCGAUUGUCAUUCGGUUCGUGUUCUCCGAUUACGAAACAGUGGCGGGAAGAGAAGUGUCGGUCAAAAGCUUGGCCAGAACGAGGAAUUGUUGCUAUAUAUUCUGUAUUUAUUUUCGUCGUCAUUUCGAUAAGACUUCGCGGUGUGUACCGAUAAAAUUCGCGUGGACGGUGGAUCUAUCGACGAAGAGAGAGAGAAAGAGAAUUCUUUUGUGAUCGUCGUUUCACGCGAAGAAGAUUCUCUCUGCUUCGUCCCGUUUCCUCGAACCGAGCCGAAUCGAACGUUCGUCUCCGAUCGCUUGCUGGUCUCUCGUCAUCGAUGUUGCGGCGACUGUUGAGACUAAAGGUGGUGAGUAGCUCUGCCGCGGUAUACUUAGCGCGAUCACGCGGAUCCACGUGAGCGUAACGUUCGAAUUAACGUGCGAUGUCGACACGAGCACGAAACGUGUCGUCGCGUAUUCUACCGAUUAUUAUUGUAAGAUACCAUGCACACCAACGACGCUAUUUCGUUGUGAUUUUGUUGAUAGUGACGCUGUGUGAUUCCGUAUCCCGUAGUUUUAGAUUGUUGACGAUGCAUCGGAAAUUGGUAUCAGAGAUUGUUGAAGCAUCGGAAAAUGGUACUAAAAAAUUAUUGGAAUUGUGGAUCGAUAAAGGUGUCUCAAGAAGGAUAGUACAACUAUAGCCAAUUGUAUAACUAAAUUCUAUAUAUAAACGAGAAAUAAAGUUCUUCCGUUCGAAUUGUCAGCUUUAAAGAAAAAUAAAGUAGUAAAGCGCCACUGGUGCGAAAUUCCAACGAUAUUGUGUCAUGCGUCUGUACAGAUCUAAAGAUAAUUAAUGUGACAGAAAAAAAGCGGCAAAGUACGAGUACAAGUGCGAGUACACGUUCGGAUUCCUACAAUGCGAGGAAUUCUCGUGAUCGAGCAUCGAAUUACUGUAUUCUAGGCUGCGUAAGAAAAAUCAGCGGCUACAUGAGGCGCGCGAUCUAACUGUACUGUUCAUCGAUUUAGAUCGCGACAGCGUAUUUGUAAAAGUGUCGAGUGUCCGAUAAGAAAUUUGGUAGGAUGUUUAGCGAGAAACAAAGUUGUUUUCCUUGGUUAAUCGUGAAUGAAUCGAUCGAUUCGAAGGAGCGAGUAGAAUCGAAAGAUCGUCGAAGACAGCGAAUCGAUUAUAUCGGCGGAGCCUGAACCGCUUUCACGAUUUUUCUCACGACUUUUUUUAUAUUCACAAACUGGUUAAUGUUGUUGAGAUGUGUACACGUUAAAGGUGCAAAAUAAAAGUCAUCGUAAAU